AUGGCCGCUCAUGAUGAUUUCCAGUCAGACAAGGACCUUCCUAUUGAGUCAGGUGGAAGUGAUUCGAGCUCAACAUUACUUCCUCACCCUUGGAACUACUCUAGAAAAUCUUCCCGGUCAUCCUGGGGAGGGCAGAUUUGCAAUUAUCGAAAUUGGCUAAUCGCCCUCAAUGCUCUUAUAUUCAUUACCACUGUAGGCCUGUGGGCUACAGGCACAUUUGCCAGGAAGUCGGAGGAAUGUCAAUGCGAUGACUCGUGGACAACCAAGUUCGAGGAAGACUUGCAAUAUACCAGCCGGGUUACUUUCCAACCUCACUCUUAUUUCGGCGGACCGCCGUCAAACAAGACAGACGAGAUAUGGAAACGACUUUCUCCCCCUGGCGAUGGUAUCGUGGAACUUCCAAUUGCAGCUGCAAAGAACCUUCCCGAGUCCCUACCUGCCCCAAAUAAUCCAGAGACUGCGUUGGUCUACGGUGUAUCAGUCUUCCACCAGCUACACUGUCUGAACUUUCUCCGGUUCGCCUAUUAUCCCUUAUCCGUGAAAGACAUGGACGAGGAAGAAGUUGCCUUCCACCGCGACCAUUGCCUCGACUAUAUCCGACAAGUUCUCAUGUGCCAUGCAGACCCUACUUUCGAGCCAAUGUCCGAAGUGGGAAUCAACGGCAUGGGAGCUGUCCAUCAAUGCCGUGAUUUCAAUAAGAUCUUUUCUUGGGCGUACGAGCAUCGGUCGAAUAAAGUGCAUGGGUCGGGGUAUACAGGUGGUAGACUUACGCAUACACCUGCCGACCUGAAUGAUUUUGACGAGGGGCCACAUGCCGGACAUGGCCAUUGA
This is a messenger RNA of Penicillium roqueforti, 831 nucleotides long. Its product is annotated as oxidase ustYa family protein. Bases 1 to 831 code for a protein of 276 amino acids. Gene Ontology annotation, biological process: mycotoxin biosynthetic process. The record is from RefSeq and is a predicted model, not a curated record. Lineage: Eukaryota; Fungi; Ascomycota; Eurotiomycetes; Eurotiales; Aspergillaceae. The transcript has 4 exons.